AUGACCAUUGGCUCUGGGCAGGCCGCGCUGGAUGAGGCUGUCCAAAUCACUGAUGACCUCAUUGACACAGUCAUGGAGGAGUACAGUCAGUGGCUGGAGAGCGCCGAUGCACAAGCGCCCGAGGGGGGAGGUGGGGAGCCGCAUGAGAACAAAGAAGGCUGUUUUCACUGUGGGCAGCAUGGGCACUUCGCGCGCGAGUGCCCUGAGAAGGGGAAAGGCAAAGGAGGCAAGGGCAAGAAAGGCAAGCGAUCGUGGGAUGAUGCCAGUUAUGCCAAGCGGGCAAGAUAUUCGUACUAG
Symbiodinium natans is the source of this 297-nucleotide messenger RNA. Lineage: Eukaryota; Dinophyceae; Suessiales; Symbiodiniaceae. The record is from the annotation of a GenBank genome assembly.